AUGGGCAUUCGGAGGCAUGUUUAGGGCGCUUAUCUCAAUUGAUGUUUUGUUGUGGGAUGAGAUGCAAAUAACAACAUGAAGAGGGAAUUUUCUCAUUAAUUAUAGUAAUAGUUUUGAUAAAUAGCGUCAAUAAAGCCAUGAUAUGUUCGUAACGAUAGUAAUUCGGGUUGGACACGCUGCUAGCCGCCAUGGACCUUUUUGACAGCUCGGUUUCUCUCGGAGGUGCGUCGGUGGCGGCCGCAGGAGAAGAUGUGGAGAGCCCCGACGCUUCGCUACCUUGGGCGCGUUUCUCCGCUUGGCUGGAGUGUGUGUGCGUCGUCACCUUCGACCUGGAACUCGGGCAAGCCAUCGAGCUCCUGUAUCCUCACGACGUGAAACUUACCGAGAAAGAGAAAACCAGCAUAUGUUAUCUGUCCUUCCCCGACUCCUAUUCAGGUUGCCUCGGCGAUACCCAGUUCAGCUUCCGUCUCAGGCAUUCGGUGGGGCGUGGUAAUAGAGGGGCGUGGUUUGAGGAGAGUGACACCUACAACAGAAAUGUACCUGUGACGCUUCAGAGGGAGCAGUCUCAUCUCUAUGGUUACGUGUACUUCAGGCAAGUAAAAGAUGGCUCUGUCAAACGUGGAUAUUUUCAGAAGUCCCUGGUGCUGGUGUCCAGGUUGCCGUUUGCUCAGCUCUUCCGGUCCCUGCUACAGAUCAUCGCUCCAGAGUACUUUGAAAAGCAGGAGCCAUGCCUAGAGGCUGUGUGUAAUGAGAUUGAUCAGUGGCCUGGUCCAACUCCUGGACAAAUCCUCAAUCUACCAGUCAUGGGAAUAGUCAUUCAGGUCAGGAUUCCUUCCAAAGAUGACAAGCCCAGGGAUAGUCCAGUUUCACCUAAAGAGAAUCUUCUACCUGGCCCUAUGGUCCUACCCUCCCCCCAAGAACAAAACCUUUUCCAGUGUUUCCAGUCUAUGCUGAUCCACGUGCAGAUGCUCUGGGAGCUCAUGUUGCUAGGCGAGCCUGUUGUCGUCAUGGCGCCCUCGCCAACCGUUUGCUCUGAAACUGUGCUCGCCCUGGUCAGCGCUGUCUCUCCGCUGAAGUAUUGCUGUGACUUCAGACCGUACUUCACCAUCCAUGACAGUGAGUUCAAGGAGUACACCACCCGGACACAGGCCCCACCAAAUGUGAUUCUGGGAGUGACUAAUCCAUUCUUCAUUAAGACCUUCCAGUUUUGGCCACACCUCAUCCGGCUGGGUGAAGUCAAGAUGACCGGUGAUGUACCCAAACAGGUGAAGGUUAAAAAACUGGCCAAACUGAAGAGCCUCGACACCAAACCAGGUAUCUAUACAGCCUAUAAGACAUUUCUGCACAAGGACAAGAUGCUCAUCAAACGCCUUCUCAAGGGCAUCCAGAGGAGGAGGCCGAGCGAGGUGCACAGCACCACCUUGAGGCGGCACCUGCUGGAGCUGACUCAGAGUUUCAUCAUCCCUCUGGAACGUUACCUGGCCAGCCUCAUGCCUCUUCAACGCUCCAUAUCACCGUGGAAGACCCCUCCUCAAAUCCGCCCCUUCAGUCAGGACGAGUUCAUCGGCACACUGGACCAUGCAGGACCUCAGCUCACCUCUGUACUGAAAGGUGAUUGGCUGGGCCUCUAUAGGCGUUUCUUUCGCUCUCAGAACUUUGACGGCUGGUACCGGCUGAGACUUCGCGAAAUGACGCAGAAGGUGGAGUCACUACACCUUGAGAUAAUCUGUGAUGCAGUAUCUGAGGAUCUGCUGGCCUGGACAAGAGACAGGUCAGAAGUGGAGAUUGUAGACCUCAUCCUUAAACUACGCGAGAAGCUGGUGAGGGCGCGCAGGCAUCAGCUGUGUGUGCAGGAGGAGCUGCUGGAAAGACUGGAGCGCUCCAUCCACACCGUCAUCAGCUCCCUGCCUGAGGACCUGCAGACCCUGCUGCACCGACCCUGACACACACACACACACACACACACACACACACCUGAGGACCUGCAGACUCUGCUGCAUAGACACUGACACACACACACACACACACACACACACACACACAGAGAGAUACACUUACACAUGUGUACACAUAGCACAAACACAUAUGCACAUAAACACACGCACACAAUGUUACAGACACACACACAUCAAUACAUACAUACACAACGCAUACACACACACACACUACAUUAUUUAUUAUAUACUUUUAUGAAUGGCAUGUUAUUGCCAUCCCCAGCACCUGAAUCCCUCAGCGGGACAGAGCCAAACACACACUAGCCAGCAGAGCCCAUGGGGACACACUGGAUGAGGCCAGAGAGGAAGAACAGCAUGCAGGCCAGUUCCACCUUAAGAGAGUAAGAAAAGCAUCCAGACCAGUUCCACCUUAAGAGACGCUCUUCACAAAUGCAGCUGUUGCACCUAAAUGUGUUAAUACUGAUAUAUGAUGUGUGUGUGUGUGUGUGUGUGUGUGUGUGUGUGUCUCUUAACACAAGUCUGCCUUUAGCGCCCUUCUCUCUGUACGUACAGGAGUGCAUUGUGGCCCCUCACACACACACCAUGCAUAAGCUACAAUAAGAAGCAAGAAGGUUGUGGAACAUUGUGGAUCCAGAUCCUUCAGGCGUAGAAAUGUUACAAUUACGAGCUGCUAAUAUUGGUCACCUGCCCUCCACCCUCAACCACCGACACACACACACACACACACACACACACACACACACACACACACACACUCACACACUGACACGUAAUAGGAGCAAAUUUGAAUGUGUAGUCUGGAUGUAAUUCAGUUUCAUACCUGAAAACAUCUUAAUUUCUUUAUGGAAAAAUCCAUGUUCACGUCUGUGUAUACAGUGCUUACAGUAAGCUACCCUUCAGGAAAGGGUGUAUGUGUUUGCUGCAGAUUAGUGUGUGUGUGUGUGUGCGUGCGCGUUACGCUUUAUGUGAAUCGGUUAAAUGCAUCUGUUGUGCAAGUUAUAAUUAUAUAUGCCCGGGUGUUACAAUAUCAGAAUGGAUUUUCUUCAAAACACACACACAUGCUAAACACUUGAAUUUCUGGUGGUUUUUUUUUAACUCCAUUUAAAAUGUGUUCAUCAAUGUUUUAAUUUAUUUAUUCUGAUUCUGCAACAGAAGCUGAUGUGAUGGCUGCAAUGUAAAACUAUUAAAUGAUAUGGGGGAAAAGUGCAAUAGACAGUGUGUGGAUGAGUGUGAGCAACGGUGACACUGAAUUAUAACGGAACAACAAACAGUAAAGAUGAUGUGAUGGAAUUGGAAAUGAAAGUAAUAUGAAGUGUUGGCUCAAAUUUGACUGUACUUGAGUGUCAGUUGUUGCAAAAUAAAGCAACAAAAAGUG
Messenger RNA from Alosa sapidissima (American shad), 3330 nucleotides. It is a transcript of the gene dennd6b, whose product is annotated as DENN/MADD domain containing 6B. NCBI's taxonomy places the organism in Eukaryota, Metazoa, Chordata, Actinopteri, Clupeiformes, Clupeidae. Gene Ontology annotation, cellular component: recycling endosome. The transcript has 22 exons. Gene Ontology annotation, molecular function: guanyl-nucleotide exchange factor activity. The record is from RefSeq and is a predicted model, not a curated record. Bases 189 to 1943 code for a protein of 584 amino acids.